Messenger RNA from Centropristis striata (black sea bass), 2557 nucleotides. It is a transcript of the gene bmi1a, whose product is annotated as bmi1 polycomb ring finger oncogene 1a. Gene Ontology annotation, biological process: negative regulation of transcription by RNA polymerase II. Gene Ontology annotation, cellular component: PRC1 complex. The coding region runs from base 229 to 1647 and encodes 472 amino acids. NCBI's taxonomy places the organism in Eukaryota, Metazoa, Chordata, Actinopteri, Perciformes, Serranidae. The record is from RefSeq and is a predicted model, not a curated record. Gene Ontology annotation, molecular function: promoter-specific chromatin binding. The transcript is spliced from 10 exons.
ACACCGACAGUAAUUUUUGUGCGCCCUUAAGCAGCUGCCUGGUGUCCUUUCAGCUCCAGUAAAGCAAAAACUGCUGCGUACUUUAUACGAUCUGGUGCUAAAGUGGUCAUUAAAAUGUGAAUGUGUGUGUUUCGUGUGUUAUUUUACAUGAUGCGUAGUAGAUUGGGAAAACAGCAUACACCGACAGUAAUUCCUAGGCACCCUUAAGCAACGUGACCACGUGACCAAAUGCGGGGCGGUCGAACUACAAGCCAUUUUGGGGACGGUGUCAGUUUCCACGGAGCACACACACACUGCUGCAUUUUACUGGGGGUGAAGCGGAUAUUUUGGAGGCAAAGUUAUCGGUGCCGAAGUGCGAUCCUUACCGAGCCGAACCCGGAGGACUGGGCUCUGUUAAAGCCGCGGAUCGGACCCGCUCACAGCGCGCAGGCGGCGAGGAAACGAGGAGUUUUAUUUGCACAUCUGAAAUGCGCUCCGGUCCGCCGUGCGCUCUCCGCCACUGACAGCGUCUGCAGCCUGCUUCAAGAUGGCGGCUCGGCUCCUAUUCAUUUUCUGCUGAUCGCCUCCCAACUUUCAUUGUCUAUUCGCCACAAGACCUACCGAUUCCCAGCCGAGCCUCCCGGGUUGUUGUUCCUUUCUCUCAACAUGCAUCGGACGACCAGGAUAAAGAUUACGGAGCUCAACCCUCACCUCAUGUGCGUCCUGUGCGGAGGAUAUUUCAUCGACGCCACGACCAUCAUCGAAUGUCUUCACUCAUUUUGCAAGAUGUGCAUUGUGCGCUACCUUGAAACCAGCAAAUACUGUCCCAUCUGUGAUGUACAAGUGCAUAAAACCAAGCCUCUGCUCAACAUCAGGUCUGACAAAACUCUACAGGACAUUGUGUACAAGCUGGUCCCCGGCCUCUUCAAAAAUGAAAUGAAGAGGAGGAGAGACUUUUAUGCGGAUCACCCCGUAGAUGCGUCUAAUGGCUCAAACGAGGAUCGUGGCGAGGUGGCAGACGAGGACAAGAGAAUUAUCACAGAUGAUGAGAUCAUCAGUCUCUCUAUUGAGUUCUUUGACCACAGCAGACUGGGAGCAGUGGAGGAAAAGCAGUCUAAAGAUCAGAAUAUGGUGGCUAACAAGAGGUACCUGCAGUGUCCAGCAGCCAUGACAGUCAUGCAUCUGAGGAAGUUUCUGCGCAGUAAAAUGGACAUCCCUAAUGCCUACCAGGUUGAAGUCAUGUAUGAAGAUGAACCUCUGAAAGAUUACUACACGUUAAUGGAUAUAGCAUAUAUCUACACUUGGAGAAGGAAUGGGCCGCUGCCGCUGAAGUACAGAGUCCGACCGAACUGUAAGAAGAUGAAGGUGAGCCACGCGCAGCAGGAAGGCCAGAACAGCGCGAGCAGAUCCGGUCCAGAGAGCGACUCCGCCAGCGACAAAGCCGGUAGUCCCGCCGGGGCUCCGUCCACGUCCUCGUCUCUGCCGAGCCCCGGCACGCCUGCGCAGUCCCCGCACCCGCAGCUCCCACACGGCCCCAACAACGUCAACGGGACACCGGCUGCAGCCCCUCCGGCCCCCAGCCGGUCCUUCACUCAGUUCGGCAGCGGCAGCGGCGGCACUAAGCCCCGGAAGGUUUCUCUGAACGGCUCGGCGACCUCCUCCGGAUGACGCGGGGCUCGAACCGGACCAGCCAACGCCAGACUCCCGCUCAGCUAAUACUGUUUUCAUGCCAACGUAGUUCCAUUGUGUAGACAAUGUUAUCUCUCUUUCUCUCUCCAUUUGUUGUUCUAAAUAUUAUGUAAGUUAGUGGAAUCAGAGACAUUUCAAAAUAAAAGGAAUGAGGAAGUUGGGUGGCGUGGGAAUCUUUUUAAUAUGAAAGCAGAUUUUUGAUGUUGACAAAAAAAAAGAAAAGUUGGAAAGGAGAAGGACAAGCAUUUAUCCCCUUUUAAAGCUACAUCUUUAUUUUACAGAAGUGACUGAAGAUAGACUUUUAUAUUUUCUUUUUCAGAUUAAACGUGUUUAUCAUGAUUAUUUCAUGUGUGUUGGGAUAUUUUGAAACUGUCAUUUUAAACAUGCAUGAUAAAACUUUUUUUCUUUUAUGAAAGAGGUGUUUGCCCCACGCGUCUCGUUUUUUGACGUGUUUUUUUUUUUUUUUUGGAAGUGUUUCAGGCAUCGAAAAGGACAGGAGUUUGUACGGCGCUGUUGGCUUCACUGAAAAGAUGCCUCUGGAGGAAAAAUAACUUUAAAUUGCCUUUUACUGGAGAAAACAAAACAGUUUGUUUGUAGCUGCAGUGGAACCGGAUUGCUUAUCCUCCACGUCUUUAACACGUUAUAAGCAGUUUUAGAGAAUCCACGUGUAAAUAGAAACAAAAUGCAUAUUUAAUCAGCGAUGAUGUUAUUCUCUUAUUCCCCUUUGUUCUGAGGGGGUGACUUGGGCUCCUGUUCAGCUCCAUUUCAUGCUCAAUGACAGAUGUUUUGAUGUCUCCCGUGUUUUCCGUAUUUGUAUCGCUCGAUUGUAUGAACAACUUAUCGUAUUGUUACUGUUGCACAGUAUAAAACAUCUAAAUAAAACAUUUUA